UUCUCACCUGCUGAAAAUAUUCGGCUUCAUCACCUUAGCAUUGGCCUAAAAGGAAACCUUGCAGUCGUGCAACCAAACCUUGUCCGACUAUGGCUUCAGCGCGGUUUCUCCGCCCAAGUCACCUUCAUAUUCAUGGUGGUUUUACCUCUGCGCUUCCCGCCAUUCCACGCUUCUCACGCAACCGUCUCACCUCGCUCGACCGGGUUUACUUCUUUACGAACCGGUCCCUGCCUCCUCUGUGCGCGGUCUCCAAGAUUGGUUUCUCAGCAGCCAAAGAUGAAGCCGCUUCUCCUGGUGAUAUUGAAUUCGAGGCGCCACUGAAAAUUGUGGAAUAUCCAGACCCGAAAUUGAGGGCAAAAAAUAAACGCAUAGUUAGCUUCGAUGAUAAUCUGAAGAGUCUUGCCCGCGAGAUGUUUGAUGUAAUGUACAAAACCAAUGGUAUUGGUCUCUCAGCACCCCAAGUUGGAAUUAAUGUUCAACUUAUGGUGUUCAAUCCAGUGGGUGAAUCUGGGGAAGGAGAGGAAAUUGUUCUUGUAAACCCAAGAGUUAGCAAAUACUCAAAGAAACUGUCAAUUUUAAAUGAAGGGUGUCUAUCAUUUCCUGGAAUAUAUGCUGAUCGACCUGAAUCAGUGAAGAUUGAUGCACGUGAUGUGAAUGGAAAUAGAUUUUCAUUCUCGUUGGAUGGGCUUCCUGCUCGAGUAUUCCAGCAUGAGUUUGAUCAUCUGCAGGGGAUUCUUUUCUUUGAGAGAAUGACUGAAGAAGUUCUUGGUAAUAUCCGUGAACAGCUACAGGCCUUGGAAAUGAAGUAUGAACAACUGACUGGAGUACCAAGUCCUGAAAAGAUACAAAACAGGAGGGAAAGAAGGAAUGCUGUCGGUUUUGGGAAAUCAUGAUCAAACCUGACUCAGGUCUCUGCUUCAUGGUUUUCAUGAUAAUAAAUUCCAUUUUUCCUAUCUGUAUACUUUAUGCUUCUUGUUGAAAAAUGAUUUGCUCCUAUUUUACCAGUCAAUAUCAGGUACAACCAUAAGCUCAACACCUACGAAGAUUUCGAAUUCGAAACGUUUCAAGUUUGCAAAAGUAUUGGCAGGGGACUGCUCUGCAAAGAGAAAGCUGGCUGAAACAUAAAACAUUCUUUUUGACGCAAGUCCUUCUGGCCCAGAAAAGUGAGAUUUCUAAUGGAUCCUAUUCGUUUGUUAGCUAUGAAAGAAAAUACAACGAAAAUCAGAGUAUAGAAGAACAGGAGUGCUAAAAAUGCAAUCAUCCUCUCUGUCUCAUUAUCUAAGUGUUCAUUCAUCAUAUUCUGUUUAUAAAAAUACUCUUCUAAAAAUGUUAUUUGUUGUUAUUAAAUUUAGUUCCUUUUGUCAUGCAUCUAGAAAAAACAAUAUAUUCUGAGUGUUUCAAUAACAUUUAAUAUAAUGGAAAAUCAGGUUUCUGAAUC
Molecule: messenger RNA, 1438 nt
Organism: Arachis ipaensis
Lineage: Eukaryota; Viridiplantae; Streptophyta; Magnoliopsida; Fabales; Fabaceae
Source: RefSeq, a predicted model, not a curated record